Molecule: messenger RNA, 308 nt
Organism: Pogonomyrmex barbatus (red harvester ant)
Lineage: Eukaryota; Metazoa; Arthropoda; Insecta; Hymenoptera; Formicidae
Gene: RpL39
Product: ribosomal protein L39
Biological process (GO): translation
Cellular component (GO): ribosome; cytosolic large ribosomal subunit
Molecular function (GO): structural constituent of ribosome
Source: RefSeq, a predicted model, not a curated record
ACUCAUUUCAGAACGCAUUGCAUUUUGUUAGCAUCGAACGCCUUAACCGCAUUGCGCGUGAUCUUUCAUUUUGUGCUAAGAAAGCGUAGAGAAACGUAAUGUCGGCGCAUAAAACAUUUAUUAUCAAGCGUAAGCUUGCAAAAAAGCUGAAGCAAAACAGACCGAUUCCCCAAUGGGUGAGAAUGCGAACCGGUAAUACUAUUCGAUACAAUGCAAAAAGACGUCACUGGAGAAGAACCAAACUAAAGUUGUAAAUCAUAUAAUUACUUAUUUGAUGAUGAAAUAAAAGUACCAUUUCUAUAUAAGAA